Messenger RNA from Aplysia californica (California sea hare), 1896 nucleotides. RefSeq lists its product as uncharacterized. NCBI's taxonomy places the organism in Eukaryota, Metazoa, Mollusca, Gastropoda, Aplysiida, Aplysiidae. The record is from RefSeq and is a predicted model, not a curated record.
UGAUGAUGGUGGUGUUGACAAUAAUGAUGUCGAUGGUGAUGAUAAUAAUGAUGUCGAUGGUGAUGAUGGUCAAGGUGGUGUCGAUGAUUAUGUCGGUGGUGAAGAUGGUGGUUUUGGUGGUGACUACGAUGAUAUCAGUGGUGGAGAUGGUGGUUUUAAUGGUGUUGAUGAUGUCGGUGGUGAUGAUGGUGAUAGCGGUAAUGUUGAUGGUGAUGGUGAUGCUCCCGGUUAUGGCGAUGAUAGUGCUGAGAUUAGUGAGAUUCCGACAUAUGUAGGUUUUGAUGUCGAUGAUGAUAUCUAUGGUAAUGUUGCUGGUAAUAAUGAUGAUGUUGGUGGCGAUAAUGAUGAUGUUGGUGGUGAUAAUGAUGAAGUCAGUGGUAUUUGUGGUAAAGAUAAUGAUGUCGGUGGUAUUUGUGGUAACGAAGAUGAUCAUGAUGAUGAUGGUAAUAAUGAUAAUGAUGACAAAGAGGAUGUUGGUACAAAUGGUUGUCGAAAUGAGGAGGCUGAGGUUUCACCAUAUGAGGGUGAUAGUGCUGCUGCUGGUGGUGGUGGAGAUGAUAAUGGUGAUGAUGACGGUUACUAUGGUGAUGGCGACCAUGUUGAUGUAAACGGUUAUAAUCGCAAUGAGAAUGCAGAGGUGUUACCAUGUGGUGAUGGUGGUGGUGGUGGUGAUUUUGGUGAUGCUAGUGGUGUUGGCGUUGGUUGCUAUGGCGACAAGGCGUGGUCAUAUGAUGACAAUGACACCGAAAGCGGUGCAAGAGAGGCUGGUGGCAGCGAGGACCCGCUGGUGGAAACAGGUUCUGGGGGAAGCGGCGGUCAGGGUGGUCACUUCUUUGGCUCAGGGAUCAGCUAGCACUAGCAGUGGGAGCCGGCGUCUACGGUGUAGCGGUGUGAAGCUUCGAUGUCGCGCGCAGGAGACCCGAGAUCGAUUCUCGUGUUGGGAUUGGGAGAAUUUUUAUCACGUAUCUCCCGUCUUUCUUUUACGAUGUCGUUGUAUCCCUCUCGGCCUGGCUUAACCCUGAUAGGUUGGGUGGGAAGCCUGCCUCCUGCUAAAUAAUGUAGGCUUAAAUUGUGUCAAGUUAAUAAUGGGAACGUAAAAACACAUUCAUAUGUGAGGCAGCGCGGUGAAAUCAGCCGCUCGUCAAAAUUUUGAAAUUGAAGAAACCGGCAUUUCUCUGCCUGUUUGACAGUUUUUAUCGAAUUUUUGUUUUUUGGCGUACUGAUAACAGCUUUUAUGUUCCAUUUGAAGACAAAUGUCUUCGUGAAUUUUACGGAAAAAUUUUCGGAAGUUACCGCAUUUUGGUGGACAUUUCUCGCUUAUUUUAUUUCUGAAACUAGGCGAACCCCACAUUUUUCAAUAGCAAAUUUCUCAAUUUCUAUGUAAGAUAGAUGAGUACUUUUUUCAUCAAAAGCAAGACAAAUUAACAAGCUUUAAGGUGAUACCAGUUGCUCUGCAUGAUAAAAAAUUGACGAGCGCCUGAUUCCAUUGUGACAUAUAUAUUUUUGAAAAUCUCAGAUGGACUCGGUUGGGCUGGUCACUAUAAGUUCAUGGCUUCUGUGUCCCUCUCUGGCUGGGCUGUGCACAGUGCUUUCGGGGAAGACUCGAACCCAAGGUGCUCUGGGGGGGGGGGGGGGGACUACAAACGAAUGCGCUGCAGAGAGUGGUGACGGUGAUGGCGGAUGGGCAGUGUCAUUGCUUGAGGCCGCAGAAAAAGGGGAGACCAUUAAAUAGGAUAUUGUAGAGAGGGGUUUUAGUUUUAGCCUACUUUGCUGUCUGCCCUUGGAAGGUGUGGAGAAAGCGGGGAACUGGGGCUAGUGGUGGUGUAGCAGUUAGGCACUUCGCUGUGGAACGCAGGAGACCCAAGGUCGAUUCCUCUUCCAGAGUGGGGAGAAAGA